Molecule: messenger RNA, 2137 nt
Organism: Trichomycterus rosablanca
Lineage: Eukaryota; Metazoa; Chordata; Actinopteri; Siluriformes; Trichomycteridae
Gene: tra2b
Product: transformer 2 beta homolog
Exons: 8
Coding region: 1030-1848 (272 amino acids)
Biological process (GO): positive regulation of mRNA splicing, via spliceosome
Cellular component (GO): spliceosomal complex
Molecular function (GO): RNA binding
Source: RefSeq, a predicted model, not a curated record
GGUUUAUUGAGGUUUUUUACUUGAUGCUUCAUCCACGUGUUUAUUUGUUCUGGUUACCUGUCUGGGUUGGAAGAUGGAGCGCUGUGCUGUGUAGAAUUACUUAAUUUAAAAUAAGGAAUCAUGUUGUGUGUUCUUGAUCAUAAUGUGGAGAUUUUACAGCUGAAGAUCUUGUAUUGACGUUGAGUUUGAUGAAUCCUGCGAUCGGUCUGGUAGAGUUUGAAGUGUCGCAUCAUACCAGAGGUUUAAGGAGAAAAUCGAGACCAGACGUCUGCACACGUUACUGUAUAUUUACUGAUUUACCAGGAAUAAAUGCACAACAGCUACUGGUGUUAGGCCUGAGCUGGAACCGUAGGCCAGUUCUCCGACUGGUACCAGAAAGACACUCGGCAUUGACGGUCUGAUCAGAGGGGAACAUGGAAUACGAAGCUGUACGUUUAAAAGUAAUAAUGUCACGCCCACAAUCACUGAUUAUAACGUGUGACCUCACACCCCACAGGUCACUGCUGCACUUCUCUGCUCCUGACAUGUAGUGAAGCCCAAAUUGAAAGCUGCACCAUGUUCCUCCUACACCAUCGAGUUUGCUUCUUCAGUGCAGUGCUGAAGCUACAAGGCUAACGUAGAUCAAGCUAGCGCUAAUCCAGUGACCCAGCUGAAACUGGAUGCUAACAGCUAGGUUAGCCCUGCAGCUCCAGCUCGGCGCGCUGGCCUGAGAGGAACAUGGCGAGGUUUAAACUGUGGUCGAGCUCCAGGAUUGUGCUUGUACGUUCCUCACGCUGUUCUUCUUUUGUUAAGGAGAAGAAAGAAGUCAGAAGAGAAGAGAAGUCAGAUGAAGUGUUUAAUGACGGUUUAAACAGAUUACUGCAUGCUAAUGCUAACCCGGUGCUGCUGCUGGGUGUGUAGCGUUUAUGGGCAGAAGGGACUGAAUGAGUGAAUGAGGGAAGAUUAAAGGAAAUGAAAAAGGAAGAAAGAAGAACACAGGGGGUUGAAGUAAUGAAGUUAAGAUGAUGAAGUUGUCGGCGCUCAGUAAAUAUGAUCCAGUCGCGCUCCGGCUCGAGGACUCCUCACGGUUCUCACAAGUCCAGGAGCCGAUCGCCUGCUCACUCCAAACGGGACUCGCGCUCCAGAUCCCGCUCGCGCUCCCGCUCCAGAUCAGGCUCUCGUUCUCAUCGCAGUUCUCGCAGACACUACACUCGCUCCCGCUCUCGCUCUCGGCGCCGUCGUUCCCACAGCCGCUCCUACAGCGGCGAUUCCAGGCGCAGACGGAGCCCCUCACACUCGCCCAUGAGCAACCGCAGGAGGCAUGUCGGGAACCGGACGAAUCCUGACCCCAACUUGUGUUUAGGAGUGUUUGGGCUGAGUCUUUACACCACAGAGCGGGAUCUAAGAGAGGUCUUCUCCAAAUACGGCCCUCUCGCUGACGUCUGCAUCGUGUACGACCAGCAGUCCCGCCGCUCGCGAGGGUUCGCCUUCGUCUACUUCGAAAAUAGAGAGGAUGCAGAGGAGGCUAAAGAGAGAGCGAACGGGAUGGAGCUGGAUGGACGCAGGAUCAGAGUGGAUUUCUCCAUCACUAAGAGACCCCACACCCCCACACCGGGGAUCUACAUGGGCCGGCCCACAUACGGAGGCGGCGGUGGUGGAGGUGGUGGAGGUGGAGGAGGUGGUGGAGGUCCCAGCAUGAGCCGACGCCGUGAUUAUUACGAUCGAGGUUACGACAGAGGGUACGAUCGCUAUGACGACCGAGACUGUUACAGUAGAUCAUACAGGAGAAGAUCUCCAUCUCCAUACUGCAGUCGGGGUGGAUAUCGCUCUCGCUCACGAUCUCGUUCAUACUCUCCCCGUCAUUACUGAAUGCUUCGGCUGUGGAGACUCUGAUGAUGAUUAUUAUGACGAAUGUUUUCAUUUAUUUUGUAUUUAAUUUGUAGUUCAGACAGAUGUGCUGUUUUCUGUAGAUGUGUGUGUGUGUGUGUGUGUGUGUGUGUGUGUGUGUGUGUGUGUGUGAUACACACCAGCCUAAUUUUGGAAGAAAAAAAAAAGAAUCAGCAUAAAUCACCUGUGUGUGUGUGUGUGUGUGUGUGUGUGUGUGUGUGUUUUGUAAUGUUAAUAUUUCUUCUCCAAUAAACCAGUUUAAACUCCUCAA